GCCGGACAUGAAGCGCCCGAGGCAGCACGAGGACCGGCACUUGGACGAGUCUGACGUGUUCAAAGUGGCCCAGUACAUCGCGGACGCGUCAACGAUGUUUGCGUUCCUCGACGUGAUGCACCCUCUCAAUAUGCUUGGGCCACUGGACCACUUGUACCAACUCGGAUUAACAUGGAACCGCGCAGAGCUAUGGCCAGUGUUGACCGUUCGGCGUUGUAGUGACACCGAUACAUUGCAUCUGGCGGCGAUUCUCAAGUUCUACGCUCGCGUGAAUGUCGCCGACUCCAGUUGCGACUUGGACUGGGUCGACCAUCAUGUUUCUCCUCACGCCGACUUGUCAUGGACCGUGCUCCCUGAAGCGCCAUCGUCUGACAUCGCACUGGAUCAAGCAUGGUGGGCAAGGUGGGCGUCACAUCGUAUCACGAGGGUGGAUAUCCAUUGCCAUCAGUCGAAUGACGACAUGAUUCAAGCGCUGGUAGCCGUGCUCCCUCGAUUCACCUCGUUAACCUCGUUGAGUGCAUUCGCUUGCAACGCUCAGGUCGCGGCCAAAUUAAUUGCUGUAGCCGCCACGAGCCGUCAACUCAAGGCGCUCACGUUCGACGGCGCAUCCACCGUUCGUGUGACCACCUCGUUGUGCCAACACAUCCUUGCUUGGUUCUCAGCGGUCCCAGUUCGCAAGUUCCAUGUCAGCAAGUGGCGUCCAAAAUGCGACGAUGUCGCUGCAGCGCUGCUCCAGCAAGUGCACUCGGUCAUGUUCAAUUGUCCCAGCUUGGAUUCGUUGGCGUUCCAAUGGUCCGUGCUGCACAGGGUGGUUGACGUUCCUGCGCUCACUUUCCCGAUGCGGUCGCUGACGUUUGCAAAUACCGAGUUGGGGUCGGCCUUUGUGGAUGCCUUGGUUGCGAGUUCCCCGACGUCGACCGUGGCGAGGAUGGUGUCCCAUGUUCAGGACGACCAGUUUAUCGAGCUCGAGCGGCUCGUCGAAGCGCUGCCAGCCAUGCCAUCGCUUCAGUCGUUUGAGAUGGGAUGCGGCCAACAAACGUCCAAGACAUGGGCUCGAUUCUUUCGCAAGCUUGUGUCAUGCCGCGUGACAGAGCUGACGGUGCGCAUAACAAAGCUGCCCCGACAAUCCACCCUCGAACUGGCCUACGCCAUUGCGAAAAACAAAACGAUCCAAGUCGUGCAUGCAUUCGUCGCCGACGCCGUGUUUCAAGACGUGAAGAACCUCAUCGAGAUCACCACAGGCAAUGAACGACCCGUCCAGAUGACGGAGAUAGACAUCGGCGAGUCGAAGCUCGAUGCAAGUGAAUUGGCUGCGCUCACGGCUUUGGCUGCGCGGCGCCAUGUGACCUUUCGGUUCCAGCGUCCUCGUCACAGUAAUCGUGCUGCGUCAAGGUCGUAAUGUUGUACCAGCCAAGAAUUCAUGUGGUGGCGACAACGGGCAUCGACGUGGUCCUACAGACGAGCUCCACACGUCACGAUGGAUGGAAUUGUUGCUGUGGCAAAGGGUAAGGAUGCUAGAUGCAUUUACCUGGCCUUGCUCUAUGUGGCUACCGGCGGAAUACUUGCCCAACCUGCCACGCAAGGAGCAUCUGUGGACAUGAAAAUAGGGAAAAGGAGCAUCUUGAGCACGAUUUCGAAGCGUUUGGAAAGUUAACGGCCGAGUGUGCCGAGACGCAAAUGCACUUUCAACCACGGACACUGAGGCCGACGUUGAGCAACUGAUUGGACGAAGAAUUGUGGCGUGGUGGACAGAGGAGGUCGCCACGUGCUGACUAAAGGUGCUCUAGUGCUGUAAACGAAAAUGCAUGGCUUCCGCGAGG
Messenger RNA from Aphanomyces invadans, 1820 nucleotides. RefSeq lists its product as hypothetical. The record is from RefSeq and is a predicted model, not a curated record. The coding region runs from base 8 to 1399 and encodes 463 amino acids. The transcript has a single exon. NCBI's taxonomy places the organism in Eukaryota, Oomycota, Saprolegniomycetes, Saprolegniales, Verrucalvaceae.